AUGAAGGUCUUGAACAUUUUUGUUUUAAAUGAAAAACUUAGUACUAUAAAUAAUAUAUUGAAAAAUAGGUGUUUUCUUAAAGAACAAUAUGUUUACUUAAAGUUAUAUAUAAAUAAAAAGACAUUUAAUCUUUCUAUUUUAUUGAGAAUUAUUCUAUUAAUUAUUUUGAUGUUGAAGUUUUCUUUAUUAUACAAAAAGAAAAAUGUUGUUAAUUAUUUUAUUGCGAAAGAACAACAAUAUUAUCCUUUCAAUGAAAUAUGUUCAAGAUUUAGAAGAAUAGUGGCGGAAGAAAAGAACGAAAAUGAAUUAGACGAAGAACCUUUUAUUGUGUUAGAUGAUGAUAUAAAUAUAAUACAGGAGGAAUAUGAAAAUAUAAAUUCGUAUGAUUAUCUAAAUUUACAGCAAUAUAAUGAUACAAGUGUGAACCAUAAUGAUGAUAUAAAUACACAACAAUAUGAUGAUAUAAAUACACAAGAAGAUGAUGAUAUAAUUGUAUUACAAGAGGAUGAUAUAGACUUAUUAUCAGAUGAGGAUAUAAAUUUCUUAGAACAACAACAUACUGAUUUGCUAAAUGGGGAAAUUAAUAAUUUAAAUGUUCAAAAUAACUACAAUUUUGUAUAUGAUAAUGAUUAUAAUGAAUUACAUAAAUUAGCUGUAGAAUAUGCAGAUACAUUAAAUGAUGUUAUUCCAAGAAUGGCUUAUGAUUAUAAGAAUAUAACAGAAGAUAUGAACAAAGAAUGGAGUUUCAACAUGUGGAAUAUAAAGUGGUGUAAAUAUUUAGAAAAAAUGAUGGAGGAGGUAAAUUAUUACCUUAAUGGAAAUUUCUCAGUAAAUGAUAAAAAAGAAUAUUUAGAACUCUUAUUAUUUUGGUGUAAGAGAGAUUAUGAUUAUUUCAUAGAUAUUGUUAAGAAAGAAUGGGAUAAAAAAGAUGAACCCGAACAUUAUUUAGAAAGAUAA
Plasmodium adleri (nom. inval.) is the source of this 957-nucleotide messenger RNA. Its product is annotated as Plasmodium exported protein (hyp11), unknown function. Bases 1 to 957 code for a protein of 318 amino acids. Lineage: Eukaryota; Apicomplexa; Aconoidasida; Haemosporida; Plasmodiidae. The record is from RefSeq and is a predicted model, not a curated record. The transcript is spliced from 2 exons.